GAGAAAAAGAGGUCACAAAAGCUGAACUUUUCUCUUCUUGUUCAGGAAUUUGAGAUCUAAGCUCUAGGCAAUGAAGUUCUUGUUCCAGUGCCCCUGCUGCUCAUGCUUUUGCUUCAUGAAGCCAAAGACUGGGAAGGCUAAGGUGAAGGAAGUCAAGGAGGUGAAAGAAACCAAGGAAAAAAAGGAAGAAAAAGAAGAAAAGAAAGAGUAACAUGUAACUCCAUUAAAAACUUUCUUUGGUUGUAACUUGUUAAUGUUUCUUUCCCUUUUGCUUCUUACCACUAUUCUAAGCAUGCACAACAAUUUGCCUCUACUUUGUGCUUCUUUGCUCAUUUGCCAUUGUCAUGUGUCCAACAAUAAUAAGUUUGAAAAUGCACAAUGCCUUUGCAAGUA
Messenger RNA from Gastrolobium bilobum, 393 nucleotides. RefSeq lists its product as uncharacterized. The record is from RefSeq and is a predicted model, not a curated record. The transcript has a single exon. The coding region runs from base 71 to 211 and encodes 46 amino acids. Lineage: Eukaryota; Viridiplantae; Streptophyta; Magnoliopsida; Fabales; Fabaceae.